Arxiozyma heterogenica is the source of this 1359-nucleotide messenger RNA. RefSeq names its product Tos4p (gene TOS4). The transcript has a single exon. Lineage: Eukaryota; Fungi; Ascomycota; Saccharomycetes; Saccharomycetales; Saccharomycetaceae. Gene Ontology annotation, molecular function: protein binding. The record is from RefSeq and is a predicted model, not a curated record. Bases 1 to 1359 code for a protein of 452 amino acids.
AUGUCAUAUCAAUUCCCACCAUCAUCACCAAUAGUCGGUGAUUUUAAUAAAGACAAAGAGCUUCAUUUUAAAGGGACUUCCAUCCCAAAGAAAUUGGAAUUUGAAAAUACGAACUAUAAUGCUAAAAAUACAAUCAUAAACCAAAAUAAUAGUGGUGUCCACUAUCCAACACCUUUGCCCUCUUCAAGUAUAGGUAAUUUGUCUUCUUCCCCAAUUAAAAAUACAGUACCUAUUCAGACUUCUUCUCCUUCCUCUUCUUUCCUUUCUCCAGUGAAGAGGGGCAAUGGCGCUAAUAUUACAUCUUCAUUUAUCUUAGAAGAAUCUCCUAUUAACAAUAAAUUAGUGAUACCUAUUCAAUUACAUCCUAAUGAGCCCGCUACUUACAAAAUUGGUCGUCAGUCAAGCAGUUGCGAUGUCGUUCUACCUAAAUUUAAAUUGAUCUCAAGAAAACAUGCAAUUUUGUCAUAUUUUCCUGGAAAGAAUCAAUUGAAGUUGACAUGUCUGGGCUUAAAUGGGUUGAUUGUCGCUUUGCCACGUCAUAUUUCAUGCCAUCUAAUGAGGCGUCGUGACAACCAAUUCGAGUUCUCUUCUAAUGAUAAUCUUGAUAUUGUUGAUAAGGAAAAACAAUUAUUGAAAGAACAAAAUUUGACCUCCUUUGCAUUAAGGAAAGGUGAUACUGUUAUAUUGCCCUUUAUGAAUAACACAAUUAUCGACUUUCGUAAUGUGGAAGUACUUUUGACUAUGAAGCAACUAUCGUUUCGUGAUCAUGUUUUACAUGAAAGAGAAAUUUCAAAAAAUCAGAUAGAUUCAGAAGUUUUGAAACCAUUGAUACAAACAAAUAUUGUCUCAGAUACAAUAUCUCCGACUCCAAUCAAACCAUUAAAACGUUUCUCUCCAUUCCUGGAAUCCUCUCAUCAAGAUAAAAAGAGUAAAAAUCAUGUGAGAAGAUUGACAAAGUUUGCAGAGCCCAAGAGAUCCACUGAAGAAAUUAUUGAUUCUUUGACAAAACGUGGCAUAGAUUGUCAAGAUUUACAACACAUCUUAGCCAACUACUUGGCCUUUGCAAAUGUACAACAGACACCUUUGUCUUUGUUAAGAGAUGCUAAUUCACAGAUAAAAGCCUUGAAGAAGGAGGAAGUACGUGCAUUAUUAGCAAAUGAACCUUGUAUUGGUGUCAUAUAUCGUAAGGGGAAAGAUGCAGCAGGUAAACCUUUAGAAGAAGAAUACUACUAUGACUUAGAGAAUGAUCCAAACCAAGUUAGAAAAUUUAAUGUUCUAUCUAUUAAAGGUGGUAGAACAGGUUUAAGAUCUUGCAGGAAAACGCAUAAGCAAUAUUUUUGGAAAAAACCAGCUAAAUAG